This is a messenger RNA of Nasonia vitripennis (jewel wasp), 3238 nucleotides long. RefSeq lists its product as uncharacterized. Bases 696 to 1262 code for a protein of 188 amino acids. The transcript has 4 exons. The record is from RefSeq and is a predicted model, not a curated record. NCBI's taxonomy places the organism in Eukaryota, Metazoa, Arthropoda, Insecta, Hymenoptera, Pteromalidae.
AGUACGAUCGGGAGAUCCGCGGCGCGAGCAGCUGCGGCUCUCCGAUUCGCGUUUGCAAUAUACUCUACCAUAUAUCCUACACGAUAUAUAUAUCUAUAUACAGCACACAGUGCCCGAGAAUGAUCGCGAGCGGCUUACUUAUCAGCUGAGAGAGCCUGUCAGAGACCUCAGUCCGUUGCGCACUAGCAUAUACGUUAUACCUUCGGUGCAAGAGGCUAGAGCUAGACUCUCUAGAGGCUAGUCCUUUGUUGUUCUACAGUGCGUUUGUUCGGCGGCCGCAUAAGAACGCGACCGCGCGUCGUCCGAGUGCACGCGCACGCAUAGUUGCAGCUUGCGCUUGCAGUAUAAGGAGAGCGGAGUAGGAGGAGAAGAAGCGAAGACGAAGAAAGAGAGAGAGAGAGAGAGAGAGAGAGAGAGACGGAAGUUUUUACGAGUAGCGACGAGUCGACGAGAAGGGAGAGAAAACACUGCAGGGGGCUCCGUGCGAGGAUGCCCCAACGUUCUUCGUCCUCGAGGGCUGCGCCGGGCCGGACGAUCAUAGAGAGAAAAAGAAAAGCCAACGGCGAUUGCUGCAGCGAAAGUUUCGAGUUCACCAGGAAGUGCAUGUGUACAGCUGAGAGAGGAGAGGAGAAGUGGAAUCUCGCACACUGACCCAGCGAGGCAUGCGACUGCUAUUUCUAGCCUGAGUUUGAAACAUGGCCACUGUAUUCGAAAGCCCAUUCCUAUCAAACAGGCUUCGCCAGAUCGAAGAACGCUAUGAGGAGCCCACAACUUUUGGGAGGUGCGACUGCACCAGUUACAGUUACCUCGUGCUCAGCAUUGUACUGUUUACCAUUGGUACUGCCAUUACUAUUUUGGCACUGGGCGACGUUGUCGACGGUCACGUAUUUUCGCACUUGGGACACAUGUGGCUAGUGGGACCAAUUUUUAUUUGCUCUGGACUGAUGGUUGCCGUCAAAUGUAUGCUCUACCUCAGACGAAAGUCAGUCAUUCAGAUGAUAUUUCAUCAACGUCAGCUGUUCAGGCACCUGCAAGAGUUCAGCGGCGGUCAGGCCAUGAGCUCGUCGGGCAGCGGCACACCGGGACCGCCGCCUUACGAGGUCAUCGCUCAAAGUCAAGGCCCAAGCGAGCUACCACCGCCCACCUACGCCGAGGCCGUCGCGCUGCUCCAGCAGACUGGCAUUCAAGAUGCCAAGCCGUGCGGCACAGUUGACACAGGUGAGAACAACUGUGUGCUGCCCCGACCGACGAGCAAGCCAUGAUUCAUCUCCUUCUCUCUUUCUCACCGGCGCUGCGGCUCUUUCUCCAUACAUUAACUGCAGCUGCACAUCGACAGAACGGAAGAUUCGCUGCUGCUCAGCAGAUCGUGCCUUACGACCGUUCUGUGAUAGACGGACGCACGAUACUUAACCGCAGGGGGAAAAUCGAGAAGCCUUUUUCUUUUUCACUCUCUGCGACGAUCAGUGCCUCUCGGAGAGACAAAGAGCCGAAAAUCGUUUGUAAACGCGCUGAACUUGCUUUACGAUACUCCGUGUAUUUUGCCUUGCGAGCAACAAAGAGAGGAUGCGCGCACGUUAAUGAUUUAUCUGACAGCUACGGUGGUAUAAAUUAAUUGCCGCGCGGCGGUAUCUUUGUCUCUCUUCCAUGUGCGUACACACGUAUGCACACACUCACGGCAUCAUACCAAACUCGGUUGAUUUAGUUCGCUCGCGAUGUGUAUAAUAGCGACGCCGACGACUGCAAAGAGACGCUCAAGUACAAAUCGGUACAUCGAACUCGGAGACUUCGCUGAUAUAUGUGCAAGUACGCGCGCCUGAUCGAGUUACUGCUCCGCGCGAGAUGAAUCGAAGGGAUAUCUCUAUAUGAAAAUUGCGCACAAUAUAUACUAUGCGAUGGAAAAGUAUGUGCGCGCGAAAGAGUUGCCCGGGUCGAUAUACAUUACCGGUGAGAAGCUCGCGCUCGGGCAGAAAAACGAACUUCUUUGUUUGAUAGACGCUUAUCUUACGGAAGAUAGCUUCAAACGGCACAAGUAACUUUUAAACUGUGAUUUAUCUCGCGCGCUGCGGUGAAAUUAACCUUCGAACCGCAUCGCGCAAAACUUGUCAACAGCAGACUAACACGAGAGAGACACACUUUGCACGAGUCGAUGUUUUUAGCGCGCGAGCCUUACGCAUGUAUGUUGCAGCUUUCGCCAACGCGCGAAUCCGAAGCGAAGUCACGUAUUUUGCUACUAUUUACACUUGAAUAGAAGUUGCGAAAGAUUUGAAGCAUUGCCGAUACAUAUAGUCAGACGGACAAAGACGCGUAGGUCUAUCGAUGUGUUGCAUUUUAGGCCAAAACCUUGAUAAUAUUACAAUUAAUAUCAGUGCUUUGUCGUUAUGAUUUUUUUUUCACCGUAAAUCUAGCUCUAUAAUGUUUAAGGAAAAAUCAUGUAUAUACAGUUCCCGGCGAGCAUACAGCAGAGAUGAGGAGUCUGGCGACUUCCUCGAACGACGACUGCGCAGUUGCUCGAGCGAAUCAUAUUUUUGUAUUAUAAGACAUAUACUUAUUAAGACUGCUGAUGCCUUGUAUAAGAGUAUAUAUAUUAUAUAUUUCUUGAAAAAUAUUGACGGAAAGUGUAAGAAGGUCUAAAUUAAAAACUAUAAUGUUUCUGACAAUUCGAGCAGUAUUAAUUGAUGCAGAACAAAUUACCCAUUACGGAAUGAAAUGUAUCAGAAUAGUUCGAAGAAACGUAUAAUGCAGCAGAUGACUUAUUUUGAUAAUCAACGUCAUUGGAAAUAUUUUUGAAAGAAUAGACAAUUUUUUUAAAAGGGCAGAUAUUUUUAAGCCUGUGAAAACGAAGAGCGAUUUAUACAUGUUUCUUCAAUAAAAGAAAAACACAUAUUGUUAUUGACUGUUAUUUCCAACUACAUAAAAUUAUCAUCAUUAUUGUCAUUAGCUUACGUAACCACUCCUGCAAUUCUCUGGGAAGAACGUAUAGCAAAUGCACUUUAGUUAACCUUCCAAUUUUUUCUCUUAUUUUCGAACAGCGCCGACGUUAUAAUGUACUGUAAAGCACAAUUCAACGAUGAGUUGAUUUAUAUUUGUAAUAUAUUUUUUAAAUUGCGAAUAUUCUAAAUUUUAAUUUACGACUCAUGCCUUUUCAAAUACCAGUUGUUGAGUCAAGCUUAAUUUUUAUUACUCAAUGUGAUGUUUUGUAUAUAUUAUAAUAAUUAUAAUAAAACAAAAAUUUAUACGA